This is a messenger RNA of Cucumis melo (muskmelon), 1710 nucleotides long. RefSeq names its product transcription factor VIP1. Lineage: Eukaryota; Viridiplantae; Streptophyta; Magnoliopsida; Cucurbitales; Cucurbitaceae. The coding region runs from base 324 to 1379 and encodes 351 amino acids. Gene Ontology annotation, cellular component: nucleus. The transcript is spliced from 4 exons. Gene Ontology annotation, biological process: regulation of DNA-templated transcription. The record is from RefSeq and is a predicted model, not a curated record. Gene Ontology annotation, molecular function: DNA-binding transcription factor activity.
AUUUUGAUUUCAAUUUCCCAUACUUCCUUUCCCCCUUUUGUUUGUUUGUUGAUUUUUCUAUUUUUCCAACAUCGAUCUUCACAAGUUUUUUCGCAUUCUCAACUUCAAAUCUUUCUCUUUCGCCAACACAUUUCAUAUCACAACAAACCAAAAUCAGGAACAUAAUUAAUUUCUAAUUUCUCUCUUAAUUUCUUUUAAUUAUAUAUAAAUUUGUAUCCAUUCCAUUUCAUUACAUUUCGGUGUUGUUGAUUCGAUAUUAAUCUCUUGAUCGUUGCAACUUCGACCACCCCCACCACGGCGAUCACAAUUCCACUGCAAAGAUUAUGCUGAUGGACCCUAAUUUCUCGUCGGCGAAGCCACCCCAUCCGGUGGCCAUGGACAUCGAACAUAUGCCGGAAAAUCCUCAUCGUGCUUCCCACCACCGCCGCUCCCACUCCGAUACUUCCUUCCGCUUCCCAAACCUUGAUGAACUUCUCUUCUUCGACCCUUCCGAGCUCGACCUCUCCAUGCUCUCUUCCCCUUCUUCUCCCCCUACUGCCGCCACUGUCAUGGCCGUUGAUUCCUCUGAUGCCAAGUUUUCUGAUGACGCCGUUCGCCCUAAGCCCGAGCCGAUUGCAUCUGGACCUUUCGGUGGUCACUUACGGAGCUUGUCUAUGGACUCUGAUUUCUUCAAGAAUUUGGACCUUGGUGGUGAUACUGGGGAAAUCGAUUCUUUGGGGAAGAAGACUCCGGUGAGUGAACAACGGCCAGUUCGUCAUCGACAUAGCUUAUCCAUGGAUGGUUCGUCGUCGUCGUUUGAGGCUGAUUCAACCCUAGUGAUUGAUGGAGUGAAGAAGGCAAUGGACCCGGAGAGACUUGCGGAGCUUGCUCUAAUUGACCCGAAAAGAGCUAAAAGGAUUCUUGCGAACAGACAAUCUGCGGCUCGUUCGAAAGAGAGGAAGAUACGAUACACGAAUGAACUGGAGAGAAAGGUUCAGACUCUGCAGUCCGAAGCUACCACUCUGUCUGCGCAGGUGACGAUUCUACAGAGAGAUACUAGUGGAUUAACUGUGGAAAAUAAGGAACUCAAACUUCGGUUACAGGCUAUGGAGCAACAAGCACAACUUCGAGAUGCUCUGAGUGAAGCUUUGAAGGAAGAAGUUCAACGACUUAGAAUAGCCGCUGGCCAGGUUGCAUCGAUCAAUGGAAAUCCUUUCAACCGACCUCUGCAAUAUCCUUCAUCCCGACCACCUGUACACCAUUUUAGUAGCUCCCAUGCUCAGCAGGGUCAACAGCAGCCACCACCCAUGUUGGCUACCAACCAGCAGCAAUCAGACCCAAAAUGGACAAACUCCUCUCUGCUUCUAAGUCGAAGUCCUGAUGGCCAAGCAAAACCUUAGAAGAUGUCUGUACAUAUAAAUAUUAUCUAGCAAGCGAGGGUAAUGGUCUUUUACAAUCAUUUUCUUGUACAUUAUUCUUAUAUAUAUAUAUAUCUUAUAUGCAUAUUAGAAGUUUGUCAUCUGUCAGCUGUUACGGAUGUUGUUCAAUAAAAUAACUUCGAGGUAUAAUUGGAUGAUCAUGGUAAUUGUCUUUUGAUACACAAAGGUAGCAUCUUCAUAUGAUUGUACGCAGCCAGUUCACCUUUGCCCCUUUUGUUAUGGCAUUUUGUACUCAAGUGUAAUGUUGAUAUUUCGGUUUGAAGAGUAUACUUAUUGGCUGCUCGUUGUUUAA